Messenger RNA from Musca vetustissima, 863 nucleotides. It is a transcript of the gene rdgBbeta, whose product is annotated as cytoplasmic phosphatidylinositol transfer protein 1. Lineage: Eukaryota; Metazoa; Arthropoda; Insecta; Diptera; Muscidae. Gene Ontology annotation, cellular component: cytoplasm. The record is from RefSeq and is a predicted model, not a curated record. Gene Ontology annotation, biological process: phospholipid transport. The coding region runs from base 24 to 863 and encodes 279 amino acids. The transcript is spliced from 7 exons. Gene Ontology annotation, molecular function: phosphatidylinositol transfer activity; phosphatidylinositol binding.
AAAUAUAAGAGACAUUGAACGAAAUGGUAUUAAAGGAGUACAGAAUUGCUAUGCCGCUAACAUGCGAAGAGUAUCAAAUUGGACAGUUGUAUAUGAUAGCACGCCAUAGCUUGGAGCAGUCUGGAGAGGGUGAAGGCGUAGAAAUAAUCACGAACGAGGCCUGUGAAGAUCCAGAAUAUGGAAAAGGACAAUUCACUGAAAAGAGGAUACACUUGUCAAGUCGUUUGCCAUACUGGAUACAAACCAUAUGUCCGCGUGUAUUCUAUGUCACAGAAAAAUCCUGGAAUUUCUUUCCAUUCACAAAGACAGAAUAUACGUGUUCUUUUAUACCUAAGCUAAAUGUAUUUAUUAAAACUAAAUAUGAGGACAACAAUGGGACUUCUGAAAAUUGCCUAAAUUUAUCCGAAGAUGACCUAAAGAGGCGUACUAUUGACAUUGUGGACAUUGCCUUCGACGAUUUGCCCAACAACAAACAUUAUAAAAAAGAAGAGGACCCCAAAUUAUUUAAAUCAACUAAAACAAAUCGGGGUCUAUUGGUGGAGGGAUGGCGUGAAACUGACAAACCUAUUAUGUGUUCCUAUAAAUUAGUUGAUGCUUCCUUUGAAGUAUGGGGAUUGCAGACAAAAGUUGAAGAUUUCAUUCAACGAUCUAUUCGCGAUGUACUGUUGUUGGGACACAGACAAGCGUUUGCCUGGAUAGAUGAAUGGUAUGGCAUGACAUUGGAAGAUGUGCGCGAAUAUGAACGUAAAAUCCAAGAGGAGACAAAUAAAAAACUCAGGCAGCUUAAUGGCCAAAAUGAAGAUGAAGCUCCAGUGGAUGAGGACAACACUAAUCAACAUAAUGCAGAAAGUAAUAAUGUUUAA